UGGUCUCAUAGUUGCACUACAGUCUACAUGACUGGGGAAGUCGAGUCAAAAUCGUUCCAUAUUUCACUGUCCUGUGACUCCUGUCUGUCCACCAACAAAUCUGUCCUAUCCUACUAUCUAUCUACACCCCAUCAAAUCCUGUUUCUCCAGACCGACAUCAAAAUCCCACGCUCCAAGCCCGCCUUCUUCAACCCAAGACAGUUCAAAAAAGCACCAAAAGGCAAAAGCAAAAAUGGGCGGGACAAGAAACAUCUUCAGCCGCAACCGCGACGACACAAUCGAAGCCGUCACGCUCCUCUGGCGCGCCUUCUGCGACCCCAACCCGAAAAAGUCGCUCAAGAAAUACCUCGCCAAGGACGCCAUCCUCGUCCAGCCCGACGGCUCCAUCUACUCCCCGGACUCCGACCCCUCGCUGGACGACUUCCUUGAGGACUUCGAGCCCUGGACCGCCUACCGCAUGGACCAGGACCAGGACGACCUCAAGUUCGUCGAGGUCGACAUGAUGUCCAGCUCGCUCACCUACCACGUCACCGCCUGGAAGCAGGACGGCGAGGCCAAGGACCGCAUGAGGCCUACUGAGGCCAUUUGCACCAGCAUCUGGCGCCAGGGGCCCGGGGGGGAUUGGGUGUGCUGUCUUCAUCACAUGGCGCCGGUGUGAUUGAUGUGCGUUACGUGGGCAGUCGGGAGGCAAGAGAAACGAGCGAGUAUAGCUUUGAUGUCAUAGGAAAUUGGUCACGAAUGUGUUGGGAGGGGUCAUAAGACGUUGGCGUCUCGGUGCGCUGGCUAAGCAAUGGGUGUACUUCGUAGGGGAAGCAAAGUACGCGCGAUGUCAUGCCACUGAGCAUGCCUCAGUAAUGUAAUGCCGUGUCAUGAACAAAUAUGGUCGAUCAAGACCUGGUGUUUGAUCUGCAGUCAAGUAUCACAGACACUGUUCCCGCAUCGACAUCAGUCGGACGGGAUAGUGCGAUGACCGCGAUAGGGUAGAGGCCGGAUCAGGAGUAUAACACAAGUCCACCACGAAGAACAUUGACGAAAGGAAUACUAUGAGACGCAACAUUGGGAGAAUAUUCAGAGGC
Molecule: messenger RNA, 1076 nt
Organism: Sodiomyces alkalinus F11
Lineage: Eukaryota; Fungi; Ascomycota; Sordariomycetes; Glomerellales; Plectosphaerellaceae
Exons: 1
Coding region: 233-658 (141 amino acids)
Source: RefSeq, a predicted model, not a curated record